Messenger RNA from Mucor mucedo, 501 nucleotides. RefSeq lists its product as uncharacterized. The transcript has a single exon. The record is from RefSeq and is a predicted model, not a curated record. Lineage: Eukaryota; Fungi; Mucoromycota; Mucoromycetes; Mucorales; Mucoraceae. The annotation marks the transcript as partial.
UGCUCUCUUGAUUUACUGCUACAGCUACCUAUACAAUACCUUUUCCUAUCAUAUUCCAGGAAACACUGGCUACAAAGAUGCAAGAAUUCACCAGCGGAAUCCUUUUUUAUAUAUGACCAGUACAUGAAAAGAUUGCGAAUACGGGUGGAGGGAGAAUAUCCAAUGAAACCAAAACUAUGUCGCAAACUGAAGAAAGAUAUAUUAGACCUUCGAACCGUAAAACUACGACCUUUUAUUUAUCAAUAUAUAGUAAGGGAUACGACAAUAAAUGCAAAUCAACAAAAUAAUACAUGUCUCAAUAAGGCAUUAACGGAAACAACAUCAUGGAAGACAUUCUCACCAGUAACAUACAGGGCUAUUCAAGAAACGCAGACACCAAUAAUAAGCGGUACCUGUAAUCAAAAAGGAUUCAAAAGAUUCUGGAGCUUACCAAUAUUACUACCGGCUAGAAUCUGUGGUAUAAAAUACUAUCAAGGAAAUUACCAACAUCAAAAUACCUAA